AUGGAACCUCGGAACGAUCUAGAGUCGCUCGAUAUUGAGGUGAGUAAUCUUAAUGAAGAUCCAUUCCAUGAUGAUUAUAUGACGGAUGAAGAAGCUUCAAGACGAGGGUGGGGAUCUGCCUGGACCAGAAUGAAAUAUUGGUUCUAUAAAAACAGACUAAACUGGAGUAAUAAUUCUGUAAUAAUCAGAGAGGGUAAGGGUAGCAAAGAUGGUUCUAACUUUAGAAGGGGUAUACCACUAUACGAAUUAGAUGCGAAUGGUCGACCUAUUGACACCGGAUUUGAUGAAGAAAAUGAGUUUUCACUGGGAACAGGACUUCACUCUAAAAUACCUUUCAGAAUAAUUUUUCGUAUAUUGCUAGGUUCACUAAUAUUUUCAGUUUUCUUAAUCCUGAUAAUCAACAUUACAAAAUCCCAUCAAUCUCUGAGAACACUUACACACUUUGGUAAUCCUGAUUUUGACCCUUAUGUAACAUAUUUCAAUGGCACGCAUGAAUUUUUCCCUUUGACGAUAGUUAUUUCACUAGAUGGGUUUCACCCCUCACUGAUAUCCAAAAGGAAUACACCAUUCUUGCAUGACUUAUAUGGAUUGAAGUUUAAUGGAAAUAUGAACAUCACAUCAACUCCAUUCAUGAUACCAAGUUUCCCAACAGAGACUUUCCCCAAUCAUUGGACAUUGGUUACUGGACAAUACCCGAUACAUCAUGGCAUAGUCUCUAACGUAUUCUGGGACCCUGAUCUUGGUGAAGAAUUCCAUCCCGGUGUGUUGGACCCUCGAAUAUGGAAUAAUAAUAUUACAGAACCGAUUUGGCAAACUGUUCAGUUUGCCUUUGACAGUGAUGUGCCAUUUAAAGCAGCUACUCAUAUGUGGCCAGGUAGCGAUGUGAAUUAUACCAAAUAUAAUGAAGAGAAAUUGCAACCAAAACAUAAGAAGCUUUUUGCAAAAGAAAGAACUCCCUUUUACUUUGAUAAAUUCAAUGCUAAAGAACCACUACCGAAGAAACUGUCCAAAAUUAUUGAAUAUGUCGACAUGGACACACUGAACGAAAGACCACAAUUAAUUCUCGGUUACGUACCAAACGUGGAUGAAUUUGGACAUAAACACGGGUAUCCUACAGAAUCAGAGUAUUAUUACGAAGAGUUUACUAAAACAUUGGGGGAAGUAGAUACAUUUUUACAUCAAUUAGUCAAAUCUUUGCAAGAAAGAAAUUUAACAGACUUUACUAAUUUGGUCAUUGUUAGCGAUCAUGGUAUGAGUAAUAUCGUGGUUCCCUCAAAUGUUAUCAUCUGGGAAGAUUUACUGGACGAAAAGUUAAGAAAAGACUACGUAUCGCAUGCAUAUUUGGAGGGUCCAAUGAUGGCAAUAUCUUUAAAAGAUUCCGGGAAUAUGAACGAGGUAUACCAUGAUUUAAAGACAUCAGUAAGUGAAGAGAACUAUAAAGUUUAUGUGAACGGGAAUUUUCCUGAGGAAUGGAACUUUAAUGAUAGGAAAAAUCAUCACAUGGCCUCGAUCUGGAUCGUGCCCGAACCCGGCUAUGCAGUGAUGAAGAGAGAACAGUUAAAGAAAACCGAAAAGGGUGAUCAUAAAGAUAAAGACGAAGAAAAAGUAUUCACAAUUGGAUCACAUGGAUAUGAUAAUGGUGCACUCGAUAUGAGAUCAUUAUUUAUUGGCAUGGGACCGUAUUUCCCACAGGGAUACGUUGAGCCGUUCCAAAAUACCGAAAUUUACGAUCUAUUGUGUGAUAUAUGCGGUGUGGCAGAGAAAGAUAGAAACGCUAAUGAUGGUACUGGGGUACUCAUGAAACAACUACGCGAACCUCAGAGUAGCGAGGAAGUGGAAAUUGAAGAUGACUUUGAUUAUUUGACUCAUAGAUUUGGCGCGACCAGCACGUAUAAUGUGAUCUGGGGCGGGUACCCCGAAGAGGCUGAACAAGACGAUGAUGAUGACGAUGAUGAUGGCAAUGGUGCUAGUGACAAUAAUAGCACUGAAGAAAUAGCCGCCCUGGUAAGUUCGUCAUUAACGACACAUCAAUCGAUGGCAACUCCAAUGUCACCGGCAACUAGAAGCCUACCGGAUGAAACAUCACUGUCAUCUAGAAGAAGCACCACCCAGGUUAGUGCCACCCCCAGCGCGACCGGGGAUUGGUUUCAAAACAUAAUCGGCGAUGCAAAAGAAUUCAUUGACGAUCUAAUCGACAGUAUCGAUGACUUAAUCGACUCUAAUACCUAA
Saccharomyces mikatae IFO 1815 is the source of this 2229-nucleotide messenger RNA. RefSeq names its product nucleotide diphosphatase/phosphodiesterase NPP1 (gene NPP1). The transcript has a single exon. The coding region runs from base 1 to 2229 and encodes 742 amino acids. NCBI's taxonomy places the organism in Eukaryota, Fungi, Ascomycota, Saccharomycetes, Saccharomycetales, Saccharomycetaceae. Gene Ontology annotation, molecular function: ribonucleoside triphosphate phosphatase activity; nucleoside triphosphate diphosphatase activity. Gene Ontology annotation, biological process: nucleoside triphosphate metabolic process. The record is from RefSeq and is a predicted model, not a curated record.